AUGUUUAAAGACUUAGGAUAUCAAUUAUUAAUUAAAUGGAAACUUUGGAAAGUAUUGAUAAUAAUAUUUCCAUUUACAUUUAUUUAUGGAAUAUAUCUGCUCUUUGUAGUAUCUUCAAAUUCAGAUAGAAAUUCAUUUGAUGGAAGUCAAUUAAUUCAUGUAGAGGUCAAUAAAUAGUUAAGUUAAACAUUAAGUCUGGCUGUUGAAUAAUAUAUGAAAGAAUUUAGUAAUACAAGUGAUAUUCAUUAAUUAUUGAUGUAAAAACUAAGUAAUCUUGGUUUGGAGACAUUUUAUUAAUAGAAGUAUAAUAAUGUAAUAGCAAAAUUGAAAGCACCAAGAAGUCCAGAUUAUGAAUGUAAUUUGAUAUCAUUUGAAUAUAAUGAUGAAUCUCCUAAUAUAAAAAUUAGAAGUAUUGCAUAUGUGUUAUCACUAAUUAAGCUAUUUUAAUCAGAUUGUAUUAAAAUAUAUUAUUAUUCUUAGAAAUCAAUUAUUUAUCAAGAGAUUUAAUAUUUGUAGGUUAUCAUUCAAAAUAUAAAAGAUAUGGAUAAGGAAUCACAGCAUUUUUAGAAGAAUAUGUAAAUCCUUAAGAAGUAUCUUUUAUGCCUAGAUCAGGUACUAUUAGAUCAUCGAUUAAUAUUAAUCUUGAUGAUAAAUUUGAUUCUAUUGCUUUGAAAGUAUUUGGAUUAAAUGGUAAAGUGUCAGAUAGAGAUUAUUACAAUAGUAUUAAUACAAUUAUGGAGAGACAGAAUUUUUAUUAUUAAUUUACAGAAACUAAUUAUUAUUGGAUGUAAUAAUUUGAAAAGUACUUAGAAAAGGAAAUAAGAACAUAUUGGAAAUUAUUACAAUUAGAUUCAAUAUAUUAGAUACCUUAAAAAAGAUUGUUAUAUAUGGAUCCUUAUUUUUCAAAUUAAAUUGAAAUGUUUUAAGGAGAUUUACAUGAAGCUCAUUCUUAUAUUAUGAAAUAUGGAAUCUAUUCAUUAACAUUAAGAGGAUAUAAUACUUAAAAUAAAGAUGAUUCAAAUAUACUUACUAAUAAGUUGUUAUAAGUAGGAGAAGCAAGUAUUAAAGCAUUAAUGGCAAAUGAUGAAUUCAUUCAUUCUGGUUCAACUCUAUAUAUACCAUUAAAUAAAAGUUCAACAUUGACUAUAUAGAAUUAUUGUUUGCCUUAUGUAUUAGUAAUUUUGAGUUGUGCCAUAUUUGCUAUAAAAUCUGUUUAUAGUAGAUGGCAUUUCAAUUUAUUUAAUGAUGAUAAAAAUGAAUUGGGUAGAUGCAAUUCAAUGGUUGCACAUAAAUCAAUAAUUGAAAUAUUUAUGGGAUUUACUUUAUGUUUUAUACCUAAUAUUAUAAGUUAUAUAGAUAACUAAUAAUUUGAUUAUUUUAAUUAAUAUUUUACAAUAAUGUUGGUCAUAAUAGUAAUUUAUUUGAUGAUUAUAUAUACUACUAGGAGAUGGAUUUUUGGAUAAUAUACAUUACCUCGUAAAGAAAGUGUGGCAGAAUGGUUAUGGGUUGAAUUAGUGAUUCAAGUGUGUUUUGUUAUGAUGUAUGCAGGAAUAGUUUAAAUACCAAUAGCUACUUUUAUUGCUAUUUUCUUAGGUCCUUGGUUUUUCUUUAUUUAACCAUUAAGAUUUAAACGUAUUAUAUAAUAUGUUAUUUUAGCUAAUUUCAAAUUUUUAGAUAUAUUUUCAUAUGUAAUAAAUUUACUAUUUUUAUAUGGAUAUUUUUAGAUAUUAUUAUAUUUUGGAUUUGAUUCUAUGUUCACAUAUUAUAAAGAGGUGGUUGUUAAUUAUAAUAAAGUUGGAAUAUAUUUGUUUUAUUAUUUAAAUGGGGGAUUGAUUCCAUCUUUAAUUAGAUUUGCUGAAUUGUUGUUAUUUUGA
Messenger RNA from Paramecium pentaurelia, 1874 nucleotides. Lineage: Eukaryota; Ciliophora; Oligohymenophorea; Peniculida; Parameciidae. The record is from the annotation of a GenBank genome assembly.